This is a messenger RNA of Acromyrmex echinatior (Panamanian leafcutter ant), 3038 nucleotides long. RefSeq lists its product as uncharacterized. Gene Ontology annotation, biological process: mitotic sister chromatid separation; protein phosphorylation; male meiotic nuclear division. Gene Ontology annotation, cellular component: intercellular bridge; midbody; kinetochore. Gene Ontology annotation, molecular function: ATP binding; protein kinase activity. Lineage: Eukaryota; Metazoa; Arthropoda; Insecta; Hymenoptera; Formicidae. The record is from RefSeq and is a predicted model, not a curated record.
GCAUGUUUCAGUCGAGUUUCGUAGUGCUCAUCAGCACUACGCAACGUCAAUCAACCUGUCGAAGUUUAGCAGUGCGGAACCACAUGUAAUAUGGGUGUAUGCAAGAUAGUUAAAUGGUUUAAGUUGAUCUUGAUUCUUAAGACUGACAAGCCUAUCUCUAAGAUUAGUACGAAAUGGUUGUCACGAUACACGACUUUGUUCCGUGAAUACUCGUGUGCGAUGAAGAAACUAUUGUCAUUUAGAUGGAUUAAAAAAACAACCACACGGUCGGACAGGGAUGUACAAUCCACGUCGCCGAUGCCGCAAGACGGCCGCAAUGAAUAUUGCCGAAAUUUAUUACAACAGUUUGCGAAUCAUUGUCAAACAUCUAAUGGAGAGAUCACCGAUCCGGACUGGGUUGUCUAUUUAUCCAAAGAGCAGAACGCUGAGCAGUCCGCUCUAAAAGACAAUCGAAAGCUGGAAAUACACGGACACUUUAUCCCAGGUGUGCCACACAUACGUUCUGCUGAAAUAUUCGAGAUUGGGUGUAUUGCAGGCACAGAGAACAAAUGUCUCGAGUUGGUUUCUGCAGAAUGGAACAAUACAAAAGUGAUGUUAAAGAGGCAUGUUUUGUCAACAUGUCGGGAUGCUAUAAAAGCAGACGUAGAAAUCCUUAAUGAAAUUCGGCAUCCUAAUAUAUUACUGCUGAUGGCUACAACAUACACAAGCGAGCAUGGUCUCGUCUCAAUCUUCGAAUCCAUCGACUGCUCAUUGUACAAUUACAUGCACGAGCAAGGCGAACGAAUAAACGUACAAGGAAUCAUGCAAAUCGGUAUAAAAUUGGCGGACGCAUUAAAAUAUUGUCAUAUGCGAGGAUACAUACACACAGCGAUUAGCUCACACUGCGUUUAUUUUGCAACUGAUACGACUGUCAAACUUGGCGGUUGGGAACUGGCUAGAGAAAUGGAAAAACCUUAUGUAGAACGUGAUUUCGAAAAAUAUUUACGACUAGAGAAUUUCAAAUGGCAAGCACCGGCGAUAUGCUACAGACUACAACCCAAUAAAAAAAUAGAUGUUUACUGCUUGAUGCUAUUACUUUGGGAAAUGUGUACAGGAAAUGUACCGUGGAGUGGAUAUGAUCAAUCAAAUGUAGAACGGCAGCACAUGCGAAAACGAGAUAUUGUUAUAAACUUACAGAAUGUUCCAUCGAUUUUCCGUAGUUUACUAGAGGCUGGAUUGCAUCCUGAUGAAACAAUGAUAAUGUUAGACAUGGACAGAAUAGGAAAAAAACUUCAUAGGCUGCUGAUGAUAUAUGAAGAAGAAGAGAAGAAUGACACGUUUAUAAAUGAAAACAGAAAUAAUAAUGAUCUUUUAUAUAAUGAUACACUAUAUCAAAAGACUUCUUCUAUGUCUCUCACGCAAAAUAAGGUGUUGACCAAAAAACCAUUUACUGGACAAUCAUAUCAGCCUAUGGAAGAGAAAAAAUCUAUGUCCAAUCAACUUCUCAAAUCUAAGAAAGAGCAAUGCAAUGGAGACUUGGAUUCUAAAAAUAAUAUGAAAAAAAUGACUGUAAUCAAUGAUAGUGUCGUGAGUCCCAUGAUUAAGGUAGAGACUACCACUCCUUGCACUCGUUGUGCAGAAAUUUCAAAUAUAGUACAAGAUCUUGAUGAAAGGAAUGAUGCACGUGCUAAUAUAAAACGAUUAAAAAAAUUGAUAGCUAGUAGAAGGGAAGACUUUUUCUUUGGAAGCGACUCCACCUUUUCUUAUUCAACUUCAUAUCCGAAAGCUACAAGCUCAUUAUUGUCACAAGAAAAAAGUCCUGACUAUGUACCAUGUAAACCAGCUAAUCAUACAACUGCUAUAGAACCUAAAUGCAAUAAGUCUCCUAGUGAAUAUAGUGGAGCUAUUUCAAAAUUAUGUACACCACGGCGAAAGGCACCAUACACGGGUAUGCCUUCCAGUAUUAAAUAUGCAAUAAUGCAGCCUCAAGUUUUGCAUUCUAAUGCUAAAAGCUUUUAUGAGUCAACAUUAUGGAGAAAAGAAAAAGAAAUUUGCUUAUCACGAAUGGGACGCAACAGUAAAGAACACAGUGAAGAUUCCUUACUAUCGCAACAAACAAUUUGUUGCAAUACUUCUAUCACUGAUGAUGAUAAAGUACAAUAUUCCACACCACAUGUAAAAAAUGCUGAUACUACAUAUAUAAUUGGAAUUGAGAAAGAUAAUUGUACUGAAGAUGACAAAAAGUCAUUAAAAAACGUGAGUGAUGGCACUUCCGCAAACAUUUCAAUCACUUCAAAUCAAUCCAUACAAAACUUAAAGGAUGCCCUCGAUCGUGCCACGGAAAUAAUAAGUUCAACAACAUCUUCUAAAGUAGACCUAAAUAAUAUACAAGAAUGCAAAGCUGUAUUUGAAAACUUGUAUGGAACAAGAUAUAAUGACAAUCACGAGAUCAAAGUUAUCGAAAAAUCGACAUCUAGCAACAGGAGUUUUCUAGAUCUUUCAAUGGAUGAAGUUAAAAAUAUAAAAACUGUUAACGAAGCUGCCGGAAAACAAAUCUUCAAUCAAGCUUUCAUAGAUAGCCAAACGCUCAAUUCUACGACUACAAAAACAUCAAUUGAAUCUGAAACAUCACAGAAUCAAUCCACGAAAAAAACUGAUCAAAGUAAGAUAACAUUUGCAAAUAGGAAUAUCUCAACCCCGCAAAAAAUUAGAGUAGAUGAAAGAGAAUAUGUUAACAUACGUCCUAUAAGUAGUAUUAUACUGAAAGAUUCACCAAGAAGGCGUUCUCUACCUGCAAAACUGAAUAAUUUGGCAACAUAUGGCUCCCCAAGAACUGUUUUAAAUAAAAAAAACAUACAAGGCAACCAAUAUACGACCGAAGAUAUGUACAUUGAUGAUGAAUUUGGAAGUAAAUUAAAUUACAACCUAAUUCUUUUAAAUGAUAACAUUAUUCUAAGCGACGAUGAUGAAAGUCUACCUCAGACCACAGAACUGUAAACUGUGAUGAACUUAAUGUUUAAUCGUUCUCUAUGUGUAAAAAAAAAAACGUUCUUAAAUAA